Molecule: messenger RNA, 5643 nt
Organism: Sardina pilchardus (European sardine)
Lineage: Eukaryota; Metazoa; Chordata; Actinopteri; Clupeiformes; Clupeidae
Product: desmoglein-2.1-like
Exons: 16
Coding region: 154-4413 (1419 amino acids)
Biological process (GO): homophilic cell-cell adhesion
Cellular component (GO): desmosome; plasma membrane
Molecular function (GO): calcium ion binding
Source: RefSeq, a predicted model, not a curated record
GAUAGAUGACCUGGAGCAACAGGCCUAUCACAUGUCACAGUACUCAGGAGGUAAACGGCAAAAGUGCAACAGAAAAUGGCUGUUUGGAGAAACCUGACGAUGUGAAUUCAUACGUGAAUAUAUAAAGAACAUAAGAAAGAGGGACACUAAUCCAUGACUGGAGGCACUGGCCUGAAAAGGAUAUCACUCAUUUCACCUGUCACUAGGCUUCAUGCUCAGCAUCCUGGGGAAGCUAUGAGGAGUCUACUCUUACUAUCUGGACUAGCUCUUUUGGUCUUGUCGGAGGGGGCAGGACAUGGACCACACUACAAACGAAGGAGACAGAAGAGAGACUGGGUCAUCGCUCCAAAGACUCUGACUGAGAAUGAGGAUCAUAGAGUUCUACCAUUUGUAGCCAAAAUCCGAUCUGACCGGGAUGACGGCCUCCCUGUAUACUACUACCUGAAAGGGCCCGGGGCCGAUGAGAACCCAGUAAACCUAUUCAUGGUCACCAAAGAUGGCUUGGUCCGGAUCACAGGGAUUCUGGACCGCGAAGUGCAGGCGGAAUACAACAUGAUGGGUUAUGCAGCCUUCAAAAAGAAUAAUUCUCUGGCAGAGCCCCCCAUUGCCGUAUCAAUAAAGGUGGUGGACAUGAAUGACAACGCUCCUGAAUUUGAACCACUGCAGCCUGUCAGCAUCUAUGAGGAUAGCCCAGUAGGAUCAUUUGUGGCGCAACUGCAUGCAACAGAUGAGGAUGAGCCAGGAACAAACCACACCUUGAUUGCCUACAGUGUGCUGAAGCAGGAACCGGACGAUGGCGUAAUCCAUUUCGUUGCAGAUAAAGCCAGUGGCAAGAUUCACGUUGCAUCUGAACUAGACAGAGAGAAAAGCAGUUCCUACAUUCUGACUGUGCAGGCUGCAGACCUUGGAGGUAAGCCAGGCGGUCUGUCAGCAACAGCCACCAUGAGGGUCCACAUUUUGGAUGUCAAUGACAACAUCCCCACACUAGAAAAGGAUGAGUUUUCAGUGAGUAUUGAUGAAAAUGUGCAAGGCGAGGUAUUGCGCAUCAAAUCCUUCGAUGGUGACCUGGUAGGCUCAGAGAAUUGGCAAGCUGAGUAUCUCAUUGUGUCUGGAAAUGAGGACGAUUACUUCAGCAUUUACACCAAUACGAAGACCAAUGAGGGGGUGCUGAUGCUCAAUAAGCCUGUUGACUUUGAGGAAGUGCCCAACAUGAACCUGGGGAUUGUGGUGAUGAAUGCAGCACUCGAAGGAGCCAGGGAACCAAUAAAUGGUGGUGGAGGAGGAGGUGGAGCAGGAGGUCCUGGGGGCACAGGUGGUGCAGGAGGUCCUGGGGGCACAGGUGGAGCCGGAGGUCCUGGGGGCACAGGUGGAGCAGGACCUGGAGGGCCUGGAGGUGGAGGAGGUUCUGGAGGACCUGGAGGUGGAGGAGGAUCAGUAAGGCCUGGUGGUGGUGGACCUGGAGGUGGAGGAGGAUCAGUAAGGCCUGGUGGUGGUGGACCUGGAGGUGGAGGAGGUUCUGGAGGACCUGGUGGUGGUGGCGGAGGAGGAACCGGCGGGGUUCCAGGGGCCCCUGGAAAGCCUGAAGGACAAAGGCCCAAACGGCCUUUGAGCAUUAUUUCAAAGUAUAAAAAAUACCCGGUGAAGAUCAAUGUGAAAAACCAACCGGAUGGGCCAGUCUACCGACCAAAAACCAAGCCCAUUUCCCUACCAGAGGGCAACGGAAAACUCCCCAAACCCAAGGUCAUUGCCUCUUUUCCUGCCUCAGAUGGAGAUACAGGAGAACAGGCCACAAAUGUCAGAUAUGCAAAAGGUUACGACCCGGGAAACUGGUUCUCCAUUGAUGAACAGACGGCGGAGAUCACCCUCGUUAAGACUCCAGACCGGGAGUCUCCACAUGUAGUGAAUGGGACCUACAUAGCCAAGAUUCUUUGUUUGACAAAUGAUAUGCCAACCCAGACAGCCACUGGUACCAUUGAAGUGCAUGUGGACGAUGUAAAUGACAACUGCCCCCAUCUUGAGAGCUAUGUUCAGUUCCUAUGCAGUGACACCACGGUGGUAAACGUGACGGCAGAGGAUCCAGAUGGAGACCCAAACGGCCCCCCGUUGACGUUCACAUUGCUGGAGAGCGUGGGGGUGCACUGGAGGCUUGAGAGGACUGGAGAUGAUUCAGUAUCUCUCUGGGCUGAAGAUGGCAUUUGGCCUGGGUACUAUGACAUCACUUUCGAGGUGCGAGACCAACAGGGAUUGGCCUGUCCUCAACCGCAAGUCCUCCACUUGGAGGUGUGCACCUGUGACGAAGGUGUGACUUCCUGUAGGCCUAAUCCACAAGGGACGCAGGAGCUGACAGGGACAUCCGUCAAAAAGUCAUCCCAACUGGGGGGUGCUGCAAUAGGAGCACUACUCGUGGGCUUAGUUUCACUAUUGUUGAUCCCCCUGUUGGCUCUGUUCUGCACCUGCGGAGGAGUUGGAGACUUCACUGAGCUGCCCUUCGAUGCCAAGACUCAUCUCAUCUCGUACCACACGGAGGGAAAGGGAGAGGACAGGGAGGUUCCUCUGAUGAGUGUUCCGGUACAUAUCUCCAGAGAAGUUUCAGCUCCAGCCUUCGGAAACAUGGCAACCGCUACAACGACAAGCAGGCAGCUGCAGGAGAGCAUCUACAAUGACUAUGAUCCGCAAGACAUGGUGGACAUGGACUACAGUGCCCAUGGGGAGGUGCUCUCAUAUCUACAGGAGAUGAGGGAAAUGAGAGAGGAGGACCAGCUCACAUUUAUGGCACUACCAGACUCACUUCUGGACAACUACUUCUCACAGAAAGCUGAAUAUACAGCAGUGGAAUCUUACGAGAAGGAUACUCUGUUGGAGUACAGCUAUGAGGGACAUGGAUCUCCUGCAGGCUCUGUGGGUUGCUGUAGCCACCUCGGGGCUGAUGACGACCUCGAGUUUCUCGACGACCUAGGUUCAAAGUUCACCUACCUUGCCCAGGUCUGUGGAUACUCAAGAGAAAUAAGGCCAAAAGUGAACCAAGAGAUCGCACCUCCCACGACAGAGGUGGACAACAGUGUCACUGUGGCAACCAACGUUAAACAACAGAAACAGAGGAGCAUCAGCUUCGUGGAGGAACACAUUCCAGCCCCACUUCCCAGCAUGCAAAUGUGCGAAGCCGUUGCCAUGCCGACCGAGACUGUGCUGGUGCAGCAGCAGCCCAUGUACUACGUGGUGGAGCCGCAGCAGGUCCAGAGCACAGUGCUGCUGGCUGAGAGGCCCCAAGUGGGUCUGGGUCAGGGAAUGAUCCUGGUCAACGGGAGCCAGGCGGCCACAGAGGGGGUGCUGCUGCAGGGGGGAGGCCUGGUGCAGGGGGCCCAGGGGCUGGUGAUGGCCCAGGGUGGUCAGGGUUUGGUGUUGCAGCAGGGUGGGCAUGUUCAGGGUGGUCAGGGUUUGGUGUUGCAGCAGGGUGGGCACGUUCAGGGUGGUCAGGGUUUCGUGCUUCAGCAGGGUGGGCAUGUUCAGGGUGGUGAGGGGGUGCUGCUGCAGGGGGGAGGCCUGCUGCAGGGGGCCCAAGGGCUGGUGAUGGCCCAGGGUGGUCAGGGUUUGGUAUUGCAGCAGGGUGGGCAUGUUCAGGGUGGUCAGGGUUUGGUUAUAGCCCAGGCCGGCCAUGUUCAGGAGGCUCAGGGGUUCGUGAUGUCCCAGGGUGGGUAUAUUCAGGGGGGUCAGGGUUUGGUGUUGCAGGAGGGUGGUCAUAUUCAGGGGGCACAGGGGGUCAUUGUUCAGGACUCGGGUACUGCACGGACUAAACGAAAACAGAGUUUGGUUAUACCCCAGGAGGGGCACGUUCAGGGGGCUCUGGGGUUUGUGAUGUCCCAGGGUGGGUACAUUCAGGGGGGUCAGGGUUUGAUGUUACAGGAGGGUGGCCAUAUUCAGGGGGCACAGGGGGUCAUUGUUCAGGACUCGGGUACUGCACGGACUAAACGAAAACAGAGUUUGGUUAUACCCCAGGAGGGGAACGUUCAGGGGGCUCAGGGGUUUGUGAUGUCCCAGGGUGGGUACAUUCAGGGGGGUCAGGGUUUGAUGUUACAGGAGGGUGGCCAUAUUCAGGGGGCACAGGGGGUCAUUGUUCAGGACUCGGGUACUGCACGGACUAAACGAAAACAGAGUUUGGCGGGCGGGCUCGUUCAGGGGGAACAGGGGGUCAAAAUACAAAAUCAUCACCAUGCUCCUGGUUCCCCGGGGUCUACAGGCCUGUUUCUGGUAAACGGUGGCCAAGCAGCCAAAGUGGGAUUGGUCCAUCAUGGAGAUGGACUAGUACAGGGAGCACAGAUGGUGAUGGUGCAAGGGGACCAGCAGCAAGAACCGGGGUCUCCAGGCAUAUUUCUGAUGGAUGGAAGACCAGCAUUUAGCCCUGGGUCCCCUCUCUAGGAUGCAACCAAUACAAGCAUUACUAGUGGAUGGAGGUACAAGGCAGCGGAGGGAAAUCCAAGGAGCCAGUGGACAGUUUCUACGCGAAGAGCAUUUGGCAGAGGUCCAGACCUUACCCUUAAUGUCCAAUUCUGCAGGGAGAUGAGCCAUCCUCAUGAAUAGCUUCAUGUAGUGCUAGUGUUCGUGGGACAGAGGGCACUACAUCAGGAGCUUGAGGUUUUUCCGCUCACUGGUACUGACACUGCCACUACACUGGUAGUGACAGCUGGGAAGGACUGCGAAUAAGAGUGUUAUAUACUGUAUAUACUUAUACCACUGCUUGGUCAAAUUUCCUAUUGUGAUGCGCUAUUUGGAACGUGCAUUAUUUUUCGAUAUACAGCACGGCUAUGAAGUAGUUCCCUUCUUUUGGGCUUAUUGCACUUGAAUAUUAAUUCGGCAAUGUGAAUGUAACGGUAAAAACAGCAAUGUUGUAUCUAAGACAGUGGCAAUAUAAACGAAAAUGAUAGUAGCAGUGGUAUAAGCGGGAUAAUCAACUCCGCGCCGGUCCUUAUUACCACUUUGAACGUGCAUUCUUUUCCUAGAAACGCAUGGCGCGUCGUUGAUUAUCCCUUACAUGUUAAAUAUACAUUUAUAGGAAAAUAACGUUUCCAAAAUCAUUGUGAUGUUAUCUACUGGUGGAAGAUUUUGUGUCUUGCUUUAUGGCAUUCUGUGACAUAGCAUGUCGCUAGUGGUAGUAAGGUUGGGUACUCUCCUAGUAAGUGUUUCAUUUCAUUAUAAGUGUCAUUCUGUACAUUUUUAAAAUUUGGGAUUACUUUUUUUCAACUUUUGUGAAAUAGAUCGAUAGAAUAUUUUAAUAUUUCUUACUGUGCAAAAGAGAAUGUUUUUCAUUUUCAGUUACUUACAGUAUGUGCAGCAUGUGCAUACCCUCUCCUCUUUUGGUUGCCAUGUUUGUUUGUGGCGACUUUUCUCAAUGGCCAGUGUGUGGUCACUAAGUCUGUACCUACUCACUGCUUUUUGGAUCUGGGGGUCUUUUAUGAUUUACUGUAUAAGUAUCAAGCCAUUUUGUAUUCUCUUUCUAAUGAUCAAUGUAUUUCCAUUUCACUAUAAUUUGUAAUCAUAUUUUCCCAAUAAUGUACUUUUCUUUUUGUUGUGUCAUGUUUUUGGGGGAUGUAUUGUGUAUGUUAAAACUGAGAUUAAUGAUUAAAUGCCUGAGGGCACUUUUUGACAAUA